Molecule: messenger RNA, 1372 nt
Organism: Pygoscelis adeliae (Adelie penguin)
Lineage: Eukaryota; Metazoa; Chordata; Aves; Sphenisciformes; Spheniscidae
Product: chromosome unknown open reading frame, human C6orf52
Exons: 9
Coding region: 341-1114 (257 amino acids)
Molecular function (GO): RNA binding
Source: RefSeq, a predicted model, not a curated record
GCGCAGGCGAUUUUAUUCAUAAAUAGCUUCAUCCACGUCUUCGCCAUUACAGGCAUAAUAAUAAAAACGUGGAAUAAAUGGGCUGUGAAAAGAUCAAGAGGCGACAGUCAAGAUCAGACGAGGAAAGAGUACAGAAACACAGUUUUGCAUAAAAGUCCAUGAUAACUGUGAUCGAGAAACAAUUGCAUCACUUGCCUUCUGAUAGUCUUUUGCAAUAAAACGGCUUUGUAGUGCGUGCCAUCUUCCAUUAAAUCCACACGAAUAAAGAGCGCUGAAGGAGUGCAGUAAACUGAACCUGCGCAGCCGUAUUCUUCGAGAAAGGCAGAAGACAGUUUGAACCAUGGCAAGCCAGGACUUAAUGGCGAAAAAAAGAGAAUGUCUCCAGGCCUACAGCUGGUGGAGAACACCACAGAAGAAACGGAAGAAAAAGAACAAAAUAAAACCAGGAAGAAUUGAGUUUGUCCCUAGUAGUAGUUCAGUCAGACCGGAUUAUUCAAUCUUUGUUGGGGAGCUUACUCCAGAAGUGGAUGAUUUCCAGCUCUAUGACUAUUUCCUAAAGAGGUACCCCUCAUGUAUUGACUGCAAAAUAGCAACAGACCUGCUGGGAUAUUCCAGAGGGUAUGCCUUUGUCAGAUUUGGUGAGCAAGGUGAUCAGAUGAGGGCACUGCAAGACUGCCAGAAUGCACCAGGUCUGGGGGGAAAACGAAUCCGGCUGAGCAUAGGAAUUUCUAAAAGACUGAAAGCAGAAUUCCAGCGGUACCAGUCAUACAACUAUAAUGAUUAUUACCAAGAUUAUCAGAACUACUACUCACAGUGGGGUUAUGAUCCUUAUGCUGACUACAACUACAGCUCUUAUGCUCCCUAUGAUAGCAUGCAAACUGUUGGAGACUGCUCUUUAGGAGAUGCUGUUAUGGCUCCAGCUGUUUUUGAGGAAACUUCAGCUAUGACUGAAAUCAGCGAUGACCUAAUAACUGAAGAUCCACAGCUUUACUUGGAUGUUGAUGAAAUGAACAGACAAUUUAUGGAGACAAGUGAAGAACUCUAUGAUUCCCUCAUGAAUUGUCACUGGCAACCUCUGGAUACGGUCACUUCUGACAUCCCCUCUGCUAUUUAAGUGUCUUAUAUAGCAUGACCGUUAUGACCAAGGUGCUAAAAUUACACUUCUACAUUACUCUAGAUCAUAAGUUUUAAAGCACAAUGAUAGGUUGGGUUUUUUUGCUAUGCUUUUGACAGUUUCUGUAAUCUUUUUUUUGUCCAUCACUCUACUCUUGGAGCAUCUUGAAAUCAUGUAAAUAUUCUAGAAAUGUAAAGAGUUCAAUGGGGUCUAAAGAUAGACUUGCCUGUGUAAAUAAAAUUUUGUUUCUGCAAACCU